Molecule: messenger RNA, 571 nt
Organism: Saccostrea echinata
Lineage: Eukaryota; Metazoa; Mollusca; Bivalvia; Ostreida; Ostreidae
Exons: 4
Coding region: 1-531 (176 amino acids)
Source: RefSeq, a predicted model, not a curated record
AUGUUGUAUUUCAAAGAGAUGUUAAGUUUACUAACUUUGCUUGCAAUCAGCACCAUAGCUGUCCAGUGUAUGUCAAAAAUUCCUGAACUUACUUUGACCAGAGACCCAAAUUACAGCGAAUUAUUACCAACACAUACUCGUUACCAAAUUACUUCUAUACAUAAUAUUAGCCCUGUGAGGAGUGCUUUGGAGUGUUUACUUCGUAAACCACUGUGUGUUGGACUUCUUUACAACGUCAAUGUCCGCUUGUCUCUGCUGCUGAUGUGUUAUCUUAAUGAAAGAUCGGUUAACAGGACAUUGAUUGAGUCCGGAUGGAACUUUCUCGCCGACUUCAAUGUUUGCAAAGAAGGAUGGGUACCUUAUUCUGGUCAUUGUUACCUUCACAUUAAAAACAAAACAGGAUGGAGCAAUUCAAAGAACAUUUGCAAUAGCCAUGAUGCCUACCUACUUCAGACAGAAACACAUGAGGAAGCCUUAUGGGUGACAGAGGCCUUUAUGCAACCUGUUAAUUCGGUGGAGUGUACUAAUUGAGAUGAUUGCUCUUGCUGGAUAGGAGCCAAUGACUUCAGCC